AUGGCAGCGCCCUGGGACCCUUAUCCCCUCCCUUUCCGCCUUCUCCCGCCGUUCCUUGCUUCUCAGCGCGGCUCCUCAGACGGCCUCGUUUCGAGAGGGCGGGGGGCGGUCGCCCGUUGCGCGAGGACUGCCCGGAGCGGCGCGCGACCAUGUGGAGGGGACUCGUGCGCGCGCUGCCAACGGCCCCCGGAGAUCUUUCUUACACCAGAGUCCUCAUCGCUGGUCUGAAGAACUUUGUGAUUCCCCAGAAUUAUGACAAUAUCUCCAUCCCUGAGAGACCCAAACUGAAGUUCAUAGACAAAGUUCCAAGUGUACCUAAAGUAAGGCGGGAAUUCAAGAACCUACGAGACAUCCGUGGCCCAUCCACAGAGGCCACUGAUUUCACCGAGGGACAGUAUGGCAUUUUGGCAUUGGGCGGGGGUUACCUCCACUGGGGUCACUUUGAAAUGAUACGCCUAACUAUCAACCGUCACCUGGAUCCCAAGAUCAUGUUCGCAGUAUGGCGUGUCCCAGCCCCUUACAAGCCUAUCACUCGCAAGAGCCUAGGCCAUCGUAUGGGUGGGGGAAAAGGUGCCAUUGACCACUAUGUGACAGCAGUGAAAUGUGGCCGCCUCAUUUUGGAAGUGGGUGGGCAUUGUGAGUUUGGGGAGGUGGAGCACUUCCUCACACAAGUGGCCAAGAAGCUGCCAUUCCCAGCCAAGGCAGUCAGCCGCCAGUCCCUGGAGGAGAUGCGGCAGGCAGAAGAGGAGAGAAGACGCAACAACCAAAAUCCAUGGACUUUUGAACGUAUUAUCACCUCCAACAUGCUGGGAAUCCGCAAGGUGCUGAGCCCCUAUGACCUGGCACAGAGGGGGCGAUACUGGGGCAAGUUCUUUCUGCAAGACAGAGUGUAAUGACUAAGUGGGAGUAGGAGGGGGAAAAAAUCUCAGGGCCUUCCCUGACCUGUGAGAAAUGCAACUACUGUGGGACACAACCUUGAUCUUCCUUCUGCAGCACCUGUAAGGCCUCUGCUGGUUACAGCCCAUCUUGCAUGGCAAAAUCUCCACAAGGGGGCAGUGAAGUUGAAAUCUGCCCCUCAGCUUUAAACGUAGCUAAGCUAUGUGCAGUAAUGAUGGAGGUGUGAAGAGCAGGCUCCAGUAAUCAGUGAUUAUUUUGGAUUAAUAAACUUUUCCUACAGUAACACUU
Messenger RNA from Pelodiscus sinensis (Chinese soft-shelled turtle), 1185 nucleotides. It is a transcript of the gene MRPL16, whose product is annotated as mitochondrial ribosomal protein L16. Lineage: Eukaryota; Metazoa; Chordata; Testudines; Trionychidae. Gene Ontology annotation, molecular function: structural constituent of ribosome; rRNA binding. The record is from RefSeq and is a predicted model, not a curated record. Gene Ontology annotation, cellular component: mitochondrial large ribosomal subunit; ribosome. Gene Ontology annotation, biological process: mitochondrial translation.